Messenger RNA from Durusdinium trenchii, 665 nucleotides. The record is from the annotation of a GenBank genome assembly. Lineage: Eukaryota; Dinophyceae; Suessiales; Symbiodiniaceae.
UGGCCCAAGUGGUUGCAGCCCGGCGCUUUCGAGUGAAUCCAUGCCGAGUGUGGUGGGAGACCCUUGGAGUGAUGGAUACUUGUUGGCCGUCCUAGUGGCUCUCGUGCUCUUGGCCAUGCUGGCGGCCUACAUGUGCUUGCUGCGGGAAGAGAUGCAUAGUGAUUUUGAAGAGUUCCGUGCGUGGAGGCUCCGGUGGCAAGAGGAAGAGGGUGCAGCCUUUCCAUUGCCUCCAUUUCAGUUGGAGCUGAUCGGCACCUUGGUCGAGGCCGCCGAGCCGCCACAACCAGAGCUCAUGAGGUCUUCCAGUGGCCGCCGCAUCAGGUAUGCCUUGGAGGUGUUCGCCGAUGGCCAGCUGAACGGCAAGAGUUGGAGGCCGGCGGCGAGCGAUAUCAUCGAGUCCAGUGUGAAGGGGAAGUUGCGCAUGAACACCUGUGAGCACGGUGAACUUCGAUGGCACGAGCAAAACGCGGAACGCCUCGACAUAGAGGUGAAGGGCUGGCUCUUCAUCGAGGGCCAAAUGGUUCAUGUCCAGGCCACGUAUCAUCAGUGCGGCGCCAAGUCAGGAGAGAUCCACUUAAGAGGGCACAUGCAGCCAAGCCUGUGCUUGAGCGAGCCUGACUCGCCGGAGCGUAUCAGCUUAUAGCCAUGUGAGGAAGGAGUGAAGC